AUGCCUCUCAAGCAAGUCAUGAAGAAGAUCCGCACCGAAGACUUCAAUCCCACUGAAACCCAACUACGCAGCAGACUCAAAAAAUGGGGGGUCACCAAGCCAUCACGACAACGACGGAAGAGGCCUGCUACCCGCCCGACUGACCGCGCAGCAGUAUCAAUAUCACAGGCGCAAGAACUGGAACUACGCAGCCAAGCCAAUGACAAUUAUAUUCCUCAAUUUGUUGGAUACCCUCCCUCUAGUGGAUCUUCUAUGCACCCAGGAACAUGGGAUUCACGAGUCCGCUGGAUAUUAGUACCUUCUCAUGAUCCUGCGCACCAGCCAAAAACCGUUCCCUGCUGUGAUGGCCGCCGAAAGAGCGCCUCCUCAAAUGCUUCCCGAGUGGAAGGUACUUCUUCACCUCCAGCUAGCUACCCCGAUCACCAUCAUCACCACCACAAUAACUCCUUCGAUUGUCAAUACCAUACUGCAAGCCCUACUAAGGACGUAUCUCCCAGAGUUGAGAGCUGUCCAGUAACAGUUUUCACUGGAAUCAACCCUAAUCUCACCACCUCCCCGGGCGAUAUUACGCCAACCAGUGAUGCUGCAUCAAGCGGGCUCCCAACAGACUGGCAAUCACCCGAUAGUACCCAUCAUGCUAUUCGCACCCCAGGGUCUACCCUUCCGUCUCCUGCUAUCCAACCAACAAGCCCUUGGAACUAUUCCAAUCCUGAUAUGCGCCAGCGAUGCUCACCCUCUAUCUAUCCGCUUGACGACGCAACCGUGGAACAACAGGUGAAUUACGUGAAAGAAUAUUUGGACAAUGACGACAAUCUCUCAUACCCUUCCCUUUUGGAUCUCCCGUUGAAUGAUGGUGAAGUUCUUGAUUCAUUUUCCAUGAGAGCCUGGAAACGGCCUUCCUCCAGUGGUGAUGGGACCGCCCAGUUACCGUAUCAGGGUGAUAUUUCCCCCAGAGACCGUCAAAGCAUCAAGGCACAAACCCCAGCGUCCUCGGGGCCAUGUACAACUGCAACGACGCCAUCCACUUUAGCAGUUACUAGCGGCUAUCAGAAAAUGGAGUCUCCAAGCCCAAUUGACCUUUCUGCCGUUGGGGGAGUUCCAGGCUCCCUGAGCCUUGUGUCCUACCAAGCGUACAAAACCGAAGCCAUGAACAAUGAAUAUCUCCUUCCUUCAAUUUUACCUUGA
This is a messenger RNA of Microsporum canis CBS 113480, 1185 nucleotides long. RefSeq lists its product as uncharacterized. The record is from RefSeq and is a predicted model, not a curated record. Bases 1 to 1185 code for a protein of 394 amino acids. NCBI's taxonomy places the organism in Eukaryota, Fungi, Ascomycota, Eurotiomycetes, Onygenales, Arthrodermataceae. The transcript has 2 exons.